UGUCAACAGUGUUGAUUUUUGCAGAGAUGGAGCGUCGGUUGAGAUGAAAAUGUUAUUAAUUCAGUAUUAUUAGAUAUCAAGAAAUAAUUUAAAGGUCCACACAUAAUAAACAAAGUAACAUAACUAGUAUAGUAUAGUAAAAGUGUCUAGAGCGUGUGCAUCUUUAAUGUUUAAAUAACCGAAACACUAUAAGAACCAAUGAGUAAUCUAACAGAAGAUUCAGCUAAAAAGAUGGAUACAGCAUCGUCAAUACAUAGUACAUCAAACUCAAAUUAUUCAGAAUAUGAAGAUGCCACCAUGAAUAGUUUAACGACAGAAGUGUUAGAAACAGCCAUAAAUAAAAACAAAUGCACCUUAACAUUAACAACUUACCAUCCCCUAAUGGGUCUUGCUAGUCCAGAAGAGAAAAAAGAUGAGAAACACGAUGAUAGUCUAUCAAGCAUAGAGACAGAUAAAACUGAUGAUAGCCUAUAUUCACCACAAAAAAAUAGUUCAGAUAGUUUGUAUAUGUCAGCGGAUUUAAAUAUGUGCAACAGUUUGUUGAAUGGUUUAAAGAGGAGUAAAAUUAAACCAAACAUGUCACUGAAGACUCCAGACAAUGUUAUUUACAAUUUUGAGAGUAGGAUUGUAAAACGGAGUACACCAAAGGUGGAAGAGGAACGUUUUUCAGAGGCAAGGGUAUGGUGUGAUUCACUCUCAAAUGUUCAGCCAAAUUUCGAUUUACCAAUGGAAAUGUCGAGUGGAAUCAAUCAUGUUCAGAAUGAUCACAAUUCAGAAAUAUGGAGUAACGACAAGUCAUAUGUUGCUCUAAUGGAUGUGUAUUCGGGGUCCGUAGCCCUUAGAUCGGCGGUGUUUAAACCCCAACCGAAGCGAAAAAUACGAAUUCCGGCAGUGGAUGACACGUGCAGUAUCGAAAGUGAUUGUUCCAUAGAAUCUGAACCGGCUAAAGAUAUCGUUUACCCGCCAAGCGAAGAUGAGGGACAGCGAUCCAAGUCCACAGCAACCGCCAGUGAGUGUAGUGAUCAAAUACCAGAGUAUUCGGCCAGUGAAGAAUAUCGGGAUGAGAGGUCGUGGCUCCAUGUGCAGCAUAGUGGGGUCAAUGCUAAUUGUGAUAUGAAGGUUAUCGAACCGUUCAAACGCGUUAUAUCACAUGGGGGUUACAGCGCCGACGGCGCAGCGAUAAUUGUGUUCAGCGCAUGCUUUUUACCAGACAAUGCAAGACCAGAUUACAGAUAUGUUAUGGAUAAUUUAUUUUUGUACGUGAUAUGGAGUUUGGAACGCCUGGUAACCGAUGAAUAUAUACUGGUGUACCUCCACGGAAGUGCUGGCAAACGCCGGAUGCCCACGUACGCCUGGCUGCACGAGUGCUACAAACUGAUCGACAUACGUUUACGGAAAAAUCUGAAACAUCUUUAUCUCGUGCACCCAACGUUUUGGUUGAAGUCAUUCGUCGUUAUAACUAAGUUGUUCGUUAGCUCAAAGUUCUUUCACAAGUUGAACUAUGUUAAGUCUCUGGAUGAGUUGUUCAGCAAAGUGCCCGUCGAGCCCAACGCAAUACCCGAGAGAGUCAAACAGUUUGACAUACAUUGUAGAUAGAUGUGAAAUCUUCAAUUUUGUCACUAGAUGGCGCGAAAAUGAAUUUGUGUGUCUUGCUAAACAUGUUUCUGUCUCAAAAUGGCGCUUAAAUGUGAAAAAAGUGUGUUAUUAUGAUGUUUGAAAGAAUUUGUGUUACGAUGCCGCUUAAAUUAUUUUUUUGUGUAAAUGCCAAAUGAAUCUCUGUCUUAAGACGACGCUUAAAUGCAUUUGUGUCUCGUUAUGGCGCGAAUAUAAUAUGUGCUGAAGUAUCAUUCAUCGUUUGUAUUAGAACGCUCUUGAUAUCAUUACUUUUUGUAUAUCUUUUUUUACCUUUACUUGUAUUUAGUUACAAUCAAUUAUUUUUUUCAGUAGUUUUUGUAAUAUUCCAAAGUAACUUUCUUAAUUUUUCUUUUAAUCUCAGUACGGCUUUCCAUACAAUUUGUAUAGUUUAAAUGGUUUUAUUAUCAAGGCGUCUUAUAAAAAAUCGUAUUAAGUAUUAAACGAAACAUGAGGGUAGUGUCAAAAAAUGAAUUGAGAAGGUAGAUACAAACUUAAACAAACAUCAUAUAAUGUAAGUUUCUUUUGACCACGAGAUGGCGUUAAUUUAAAAAUCUAUUUUUAAACAAAUAUUUUUACGCAUAUUUUAGAGUAUUUUAGUAGUGUGUUGCCAUAUAAAAUUUAUUUUUAGUCAAAUUUAUUGUUUAAUCCUUGCCAGUACGGAGGAAUAAUGUUAAACCACCGCCGUAAGUGGUUAGUACUUGUGUUUGUUAAAGAGUGGUUGAGUCUAUAGCGGAGGAGUCGAAUGUGUAGCGGAAGGGUUGAGCCAGUAGUUGAGUGGUUGAAUUUGACU
Messenger RNA from Pieris rapae (cabbage white), 2425 nucleotides. RefSeq names its product protein prune homolog 2. The transcript is spliced from 10 exons. Gene Ontology annotation, cellular component: cytoplasm. The record is from RefSeq and is a predicted model, not a curated record. The coding region runs from base 199 to 1596 and encodes 465 amino acids. NCBI's taxonomy places the organism in Eukaryota, Metazoa, Arthropoda, Insecta, Lepidoptera, Pieridae.